Messenger RNA from Cinara cedri, 16156 nucleotides. The record is from the annotation of a GenBank genome assembly. Lineage: Eukaryota; Metazoa; Arthropoda; Insecta; Hemiptera; Aphididae.
AUGUUUUACGUUUUAUACGCAUUUUUCGCCGUAAUACCGUUCACGGACGCGGCCAACGUGUUGGUGUUUUGGCCUUUGCCGAUCCCCAGCCAUUUUCAUGGUUUCGAGCCGCUGUUUACGGAACUCGCCACCCGGGGUCAUAACGUGACAGUCGUCAGUCACUUUCCUAAAUCCAAACCCGUUGCUAAUUACACGGACAUCGCAAUAAUCGACCAACAAAUGCUCGACGAAUCGUUAACAAUGCCAGGUGAUACGCGUGUUCUUAUUUAAGUCGAUGAUACGAUUCGGUGACUUUUCGGUCGGUGCAAUUUUCCACCGGUAAAUUCAUAUAAUUUUGUAUGUAGGUUGUAGGUAUACGUUAUCAUAACUAUUUUGUACGAAUACGUUAUGAACAAAAAAGACGAAUGUAUUUCGCACAGUAGGUGCGCUACUGUUGUAGGUGAGCAGUUGGGGGAAGGUUGGAUAUAGAAAAAAAUUUAAUUUUUAUCUGUGCGGGACGGUAAACCAUUUGCUAACAAAAAACGUAAAAAAAAUGUAUGUACGUAAAUUUUCCCGUUUUUCUUACACGUCUCCCGGUUUUCUAUAAUUAUUAUAAAAAUUGCUUGAAAAAUAUUACAUUUGAAAAUCGAAGCAAGAUUUUUGGUAAAAAAAAAAAUAAACUUCGUUAUAAAACCAACACAUUCUUCAUUGCACUCGAAAUCUAGAAGUAGAUUAUCAAAAAAAAUAUUUUAAUCAUUUGUUACAGUGGUUUUGUAAAUCUUGGAUAAUAAUCUCGAGUCGACUUGACAUUAAAAUUUAAUACGAAUUAAUAUUCGAAUAUUAUAAUAUUGUAUAGUUGAUAUUGUUAUACAGUAAUAGUAUAAAGUAUGCUUGAUACGGUUGAAACGUUGACAACAUUGAUAUAACGACAGGUAAAAAUGUCUAAACGGCCGGAAAAUCAAAGGAAUACAUUUUUAUUUACUUUUAUUCGACACAUUUUUAACAAAAUUAACAAAAUAAUGUUACCUUAUUAUUUAUUAUUCUAAUUCGAUAUUCCCUAUAAAAAUAAUUACCUAAAUAAUUAUGAAACCUAAUCAUUGACGUCAAGGGGUUGCGUAUAAGUGACUGAACGACAUUUUCAGAAAUAUUUAAAUUUGCUUUAUUUUUACAAUAACAGGAAGAUAACUUCACAUUCUUCGGUCCCAGGGUAAGAAGGCACAUUUUUGAAUUCUCUUUUAGAUUUUGAAUGGAUCGAAGAAUGUAUUUUUUUUCUAUGUAUGAACAUUUCUUCUACCAUAAAUAUUGUUCUAAUCAUUCAUUUAGGAUUUAUGAUCUAGUUAAUGCAUUGUGGAGGUAGGUAGUUUUUAGAUUUUCAUUGUAAGUUUCUUAAUAAAUUGGAAAAUCUGACAAUUCGUUAUAUAAUUUCUGUUCAUUUCUGGUUUUCUUGUUUUAAAUCAGGGAAAAUUGUAACUUAUAGUACCUACUUUGUUCAGAAUCGUUAUUCGUUAGCAAUGGUUUUUGUCGUUACAUACAGGUAUAAAUUAAAUUAUCCUCCUUUGUACUCCCCUCACAAUCUUCCUUCUAUUAUUUUUUAUAAUUUUGUCUUAUUAAAAAAAAAUGUUUGGUCUAUAAAGGCGUAAGUGUACGGAUUUUUGAACACGUGUUAUUAUAUUGGAAAUUAAAGUAUCUUCUAACUAUGAUGGAUUUUCUGUUCGGCAAAAAGAAAAAAAGACGUUUAUAAUUUUACCACUUAUGUCAUUUAGAAAUUGAGUUUAGACCAUUAUGCCAUUUAUCAAAUUUUCAGUUUGUACUGGAAACUACACAAUAUUGACAUAAGCCUUUUCUCCGUGGAAUUAAUUAAUUAUUGUCUUUGUAUGAUUACAUUAUUACAGUGAUUCCGAUGGAUAUAAUCAACUACAACGUGUUUCAAGUUUUACGUGCCGGCUGGAAGAUAAACAAACGGUACGCCGAGAAAGUGUUGCCGGCGAAAAACCUUCAGGAUUUCGUGCUAUCCGAGUCGUACUCAUUUGAUUUGGUACUGAUCGAGUCGUUCUAUCAAGAGUACACGGUGACGAUGGGACACAAGUUCGGGGCGCCGGUCGUCUGCAUUACUUCGACGCUGAUACAGCCGACCAACAGCCACUGGAUCGGACUGCCGACGACUUUCUCGUAUCUGUUGGACGUGCGCACGCGUUCUAGCGACCGGAAGACGUUUCACGAACGUCUGAAAUCCACUAUGAUCGGUUUCAUCCAAGUGUACUUGGAACGGUUUUUGUACGUGCCGGCGCAGACCGGCUACAUGGACAAGUAUUUCCGGUACAAAAACCACGAAUCCAGGCCGUCCAUCGGCGUUAUGUUGGCCAACGUGUCGCUGACGCUGGUGAACGGAGACGUGAGCGUCGGGGCACCGAGGCCGUACUUGCCGGGCGUCGUCGAAAUCGGAGGUUUGCAUUUGCCGGUGCCCAAACGGUUGCCCGACGUAAGUGUAUAAUUUAGGGUGCUAACAUUAGGUAAUUAUUUUAAACGCUCUCGGCAGGUACCUAAUUCAAAGUAAAACUACUAUAGAACUGACGGUUUUUUUUUUUUUUGUAAUUUAACUAUACGAUUCACUACGCUCAGCAUUUAAUUGGGGGCACGUUCUGGGUGAAACUUUUGUUAGUUGCAGUGUCUUGGGAACGGAUACAGUGUCGUGUACAUCUGCACCGUUAACGGUUUUUAAUCCGGUAAACGCCGAAAGGCCGAUAAUCACAGAAAACCUGGUAUUCUGGCCGGAUUUGGGACUAGUCUUCAUAGGCUAUAGCCUAGGGACGCUACGUCUUCAGGGAGCGUCAUGGUUGGCAGAAUUCUUGGUUUUUCUUUUAGGUAGAUUUUCUAUCUGUGAAUUUAAUUUACCAUCUACUAGAAAAAAUAUAUUCUAUUUAGUUGUUAGAAAUAUUGUUGAACAUAAAUACUGAUAUUAAAUAAUGUUAAUUUUUUUCAAAUUAGUUGUUCGCUGAUUCGGUGUUGUAAUAUAAUAAAAAUAGCUGCUAAUUAGCCAAAUAUCAUUCGUAAAAACUGGGUGAUAAAACUUAAAAUUAUAUUAUAUCUACAUAAUAAUAUUAUUGCGUAUUUAUAAUAUUUUUCACUCACCUUGUCGGAGUGAAUCAAAAUAUUCCCAUGACGGUACCAACCUCUUUUAUCGCCUCUACCUUUCGAAGAGGCGACAAAUUUAAUGUUGUGUUAGGUCGACAGCCGAUGUAAAAUUCUGUUAAACCGUAUGAUGAGUUUUCAAAACAAUAAUUUAGCUGAUUAUCCCAUCUCGGAUGUGCAUGGGGAGUGGGAAUAACAGGUGAGAGGAGGUAUAAUUUUUCAGAUGAUAUAGCUUUGAUGGGAAGGAGUUUUUACUCUCCAAAGUGAAGUAAUUUUUUUAAAUUAAUCCAUUAUACAUUUUUAUAUAGACUUACGAAAAUAGUAAAUAAAUGGGGAGGGGAAAGUCUAUGUUAUAAGAAGUAGAAGCUUAUUUUUAUUCUAGGAGCGCUUUUUAGGGGGAUGCUAGGGAGUCUUUAGUACCUCCAAGUUUAAAAUUACCAUCCUCCUCAAAAAAACCCAAUUGCCUUUUUUAUAAUAACGAAUAAAUAGUUUAUCCCUGUAUUUCAUAAUUGAUGAGCAGAACAAAAUACAGAUAUUAUCCUAUACAGACUAUAUGCAUAUGUGUAUGAAAAAUAAUAUAAAAAUAGUUAUGAUAUAUUUGUUCAUGUAAAAUUGCUUUACACAUUGCCGUACAUUACCUAAGCUAUGAUUAGGCUUUUUAUAAAAAUGUUAACAUUUUUUUUGAAAUUCAGUUAAGAAUAUUCGUAUCAUCUAAAUGUAUUUAAAAUUUGGACAGAAAACUAACAUUUGCCUUUUCUAGACGUGGUGAAAUUUUCAAAACAUUUAAGCCAUUUAUAGACAUUUUAAUUUUGCGAGUUUUGUACGUAAUUUUUAUUCGGUAGGUACUGUGUGGUAAAAUUGUUAGACUUAGCAGAAAUGUUUGAAUAUUUAACAGCAGGUUCAUUAAAAGUCUUACUUAUGGUAAAAAAAAAAAAAAUUACACAAAUUAAAAUUUGAAAAUGGUUGGGAAAUCGACUUUUAAUGUUUCAUAAUAUCCUAAAAUUGUUGCCAUUUGAAACUGUUACUUUCGAAAUAUGACUUAAUUUUAAGUCCCAUUUUUAAAAUCCAAAAAAUUCUACAUUUAGUUGAUGAUUAUUCUUUAUAGAAAUAUUUUGUGGAUUAAUUUAAAUUCUAGAUCAAUUUGUUGAUUAUCAAGUGAGAUAGAGCGGUUUAAUUAGAAAUGUUUACUACAUUUUUAUUGAAGAAUUGCAAUUUUCACGCUAAAAAUAUUAGUUAAUUUAUUUCAGUCAAAAUAGUUCAAUUUUUUCAGAAUUUAUAUUUAUUAUAUUGGCUAACACAGAAUUAUUACAAAAAAUAUUCUUCCCCUCCCAGUUAUAGUAAUACGUAAUGCAAUAUUAACAAAAUAAAUACAAGUUUUCCGCUUUUUAAAGUUACGUAAUAUUACGCAAUUUUUAAUAUCCACAUGAUAUAGUUCAAGUUGUUAUAAAAAAUUUAAAAAAAAAAUUGCGUCAGAUCAUUCUAAUCAUGAAACACGUAUUUGUUAUACUAUUUAACUUAAUUUAUUGGAACUUUUAAAACGUUAUUAUUCUGUUUUAUUGAAACGCAAUGGAUUUGAUUUAAUUUUAUUAAGAAAUUAUCACAAUAAAUUUAAAAUUGAUAAUAUUUAAACGGAAAAAAGACGAAUUUAUUUAUUAAUGAACAUGAACUAGCUCAUUAAAAACAAAAAACCUCUUCCGUCAUUAUAAAUACUUCGUACUAUCAAUGCUGCAUAUAACUGUAAAAUACACAAAGGUUUUUAGAUUAUAAUAAAUUAUAAAAUAAUAUAAUAAUUAUAAUCUUAUAAAACCUUGUGAAUAUGCAACCAGGCCACGUUACUUAACGAAAACGGUUCUUAUCAUUUUCGGACAAUUAUUUAUCGUUGGUAAGAUUGUAAGUGUUUACAAAUUAUGAUUAAAUUAAACAAAAAAUACCACCAGCUGUAGUUGAUACUGCUGAUGGAGUGUCUAAUGUUUUUUAAGGAGAGUUGUAAUAGAGGAUACAUAGAUUAGUUUAAUUUAUAUUUGUACGCUACGAUAAAUGAUUGCUAAUUAAAACCGAUUCUGAGCAGAGUAUUAUUAGUCGUAUUUUUCCCGUUGUUUCCAAAGUAAUACAAGUUUAAAAGAAAUUGCCAAUUUUACCUAUUUUUAGAGAAAUAUUAAAGAAAAUUUAAAAUUAUCUUCUCAAUGCACUAACUAGAUCAAACAUUAUACAAAAAAGUCCCUAUAAAUUUUUUGUUUGGUAAAAAAGUUAUGUAUGGGCACAAAAGCACAUUAUAGUACAACCAAUAUAUUCUACCCAGAAUUUAAAAGCUUUGUUGUUAAUUUAAAUACAUAGGUAGUAAAUAAAUAUAUUAAAAUAAAUAAAUACAAUUUCCCCAGCAAAUGUGAGAAACCAGGAAAAAACAUGGGAAAACGGGAAAAUCGGAUCAAUAUUAAAUAAAUACUAUGAAAGAAAAUAUUUAAUGCCUAUUUAAUAAUUUUACCAUAUUAAGACAUAUAUAUUGUUGACAAAGCAUCAUUAUCAACUGAAAUCCGCUCAGAAUCGUAUUUUCGUUAGUAAUAGUCUAUUGUUGCCUAUAUGUAUACAUUAAAUUUCCGUCUACCUUCCCAACUUCACACUUACAACAGUGGUUGCACCUAAGUGCGAAGUAUAGCCGUCUUUUUUAUUUGUAAUUAAAUAUUUUCCUUUUCGAAAAGUAGAAAAAUUUUGAAAAGAUUUUAUAUUUGCAAGAUUUUACAUAGUUUUCAUUCGUUAAAUAUCAUUGUUUAACCGAACCGAUAUGCUUGAAAAGUAAACAAGAAAUUCAUUGUAAGUUGUACUUAGUGGUCAAAAACAGCAGAGUGUAGUGUAGUAAUUUUUUUUGUGGUUUUAAAAUCAAAUUUUGAUGAAAAUCGUAAAUAUUACGGACUUUCUAAUUACGUAAAAGCGAACUUCACGCAGAAUCGUUUUUGUUAGUAAUAUUAUAUCGUUGCUUACAGGUAUAAAUCAAAUAACUUUAUGUACCCAUCAGCAGUAUCAACUAUUUUGUUUGAAAAUCAAUUUUAUACAGUAAUAUCUGGUGAAAAUUUCAGAGUUUGAGACGGUACGUCGAGUCAGCCGUCGACGGCGUAAUUUUCAUAAGCUUCGGCACUUACGUCCAUCCGUGCAAAUUUCCUAAACGCUCUUUAGACGCGUUCGUCAGCGCCGUCGGUAAACUGAAACAGAAGGUUUUGUGGCGUUGGGGAUGCGACGGCGAGACGCCAAAUGUGCCCGCCAAAAACGUAAUAUUUAACAAAUGGUUCCCGCAGUUCGACAUACUAAGUAGGGGCAAUAAUAAUGUUAUAUCGUGUCCUUGAUUCAGGGAAUAAGGGCUCAAGUCAAAUGUGUAUAGUUUUCAAUACGAGCAAAUUAAUAAUUGACAGUUGCUAAUGGCCUACGCCAAAUACGGCGUUCUAUAUAAAUGGUAACUCGAGUCGUGGUCAUCUCACGACUCGAGUCACGCCUUGUUGUCAAACCAUAAGAGCAUCGCGGUUAGUUAAAAUGUUUUAAUGGUCAAACAGUAAAUGUAAACCGUGCGUCCGAAUAAGUGUAUGCGUGCGCAUAAGUGUGGCGUAAGCGUAUUGGGAAUACUGUCACCGUUUCCAGGAAUUUUCAUACUUUCCUGAACUGUCAACAUUUCCGGUAACAUAAUAUUACAAUACACGUUAGCUAUGCACUCGGUGCCGUGCCUAGCAAAAUCGGCAUCUGGUUUCCAGAAAAACUGAACGGUGAGCAUGGGCCAACCUGUCUGUAAGGCGUUCGCUCGUACGUUUAUUAUAAAAAUAUUCAAUUACAGAACUUAAACGUUUUCAAAUGGCGCCCCGGUAGUCAUAGAACCCGGUGCGCGGGCACCUCUCAUACCGCCACCCCCCCCCCCCUCUAGGCUCGGCCCUGUGUACACUUAAAAAGAUAUGCCGAAUAUUGACUCAAGCUCUUCUUGCCCGGGACCAAAGAUUCGUUCGGUCGGUUGUACCACGAACCGUUAUUAUGCGUACUUAUAUGAUUGCGAUCAACAGGCCAUCCGAAUGUUAAACUGUUCAUCACCCACGGCGGCCUGCACAGCGUCGAGGAGUCCACUUACAACGCGGUCCCGAUGGUCGGCGUGCCGUUUUUCGCCGACCAAUUCACCAACAUCAAAUUGGUUGAGCAGAAAGGCUACGGGCGGCUGAUGGAUUUGGGCGACGUCACUCAACGCAGUCUGCUCGCGGUCAUCGACGAAAUAUUGACUGAUCCGAGGUGAGAUUCGCUCACAAUUAAUAAUACUGUAAGUCCGUUUCUGUAUGACAAUGUUUAUAAUUAAUAAUCGUUAUUAAUUAAAUGGACGCACAAAAGAAACACGGCGCUGUGGGCAAAUUGUAUGUCCACUGCGGGCGGGUCGGUAAGGUCGAUAAGGGAGUUGAGAAGAUGUUCAUUAUGUGAAGUUAUAUGUAAACAAAUGUUCUCAUAACCGAAAUAGUGGUCACAGACGUGAAAUACGAAAAAAAAAAAACAACAGAUUUGUAACAUCUAUUUGAUUGUAUGUUGUAAAACUUGUAUUAAAAGUACCAUUAAUUUUGUGAUUUUGCGCCUGGUGUUACUCUAUUCGAAAUUUUCCGCGUCGAAUAAACUAAAUCGCGUACCUACCAUACAUCGCGUUUACUUUCCCCGUUUUGCGCCCAUACUGCGCAGUGACGCAAUUGGUUCAUGAACCUUGGGGGUGCUUGAACCCCACUGUAUUAAUCAAAUGAAUGCGGCACUUAGACGGUCAGACAAGUCUACCCCCUCCCCACCGCUUUUGACCGCGCCACUCCAACAGUCUAUACAACGGCGGCCCCCUCGCAGCGCCAAGUUUAUAUACAUGUCCGGCUUUUUAAGAAAUUAUCGCAUAUCCGGUCGAUUGUUUUGUUUCAGGUACAAAGAAAACGCAAUCGCGUUCAGUAAAAUUUAUAAAGACAGUCUUUUGAAACCGAUGGACAGGGCUGUGUAUUGGAUAGAGUACGUUUUGCGAAACGGCGGCGCGUCGCAUUUGAAAAGCCACGCUAUCCAUUUGAAUUCAAUUCAGUAUUUCGUAAUCGACGUUAUCGUUUCGGUAUCGAUCCUCGUGGCCGUGGUAACCUAUUUGUCCUACAAAAUGUUGAAAACUGUAAAACGAAUAUUAUUGUGAUAUUAUUGUUAUUGUAUUUUGUUGACCGUCCUUUACUGACAUUUAUCUUGAUUUGUAUAUGAAUAAAUGAUUCAGUUGAAGCGAUGGAAAAUAUAACAAUUAUAGUCCGGAUUGUUAAUUGUUUUUUGUAUAGACUAUAUUUUUAAUUUUUUACGAUAAUCGCUUUAAUCGGUAUUUGGUUAGUUUUUUAAGUAUAGGUAAUAAAAAAACCAUUGAUAACAAUUAUAUAUUAUUAGAAGCAUCGCGGCGGUUGUUUUUACAUUAUGGAAAUGAGAUCGAGUAUUCAUUUUUGUUUUGCUAUAUAUUUUAUAUUAAGCAAUAUAUUACAUACAUUUGAAAUAAGACGACGUAAAAGGUACAUAUUUUUUUAUAAAUAUCGAAAACAAAAAAAAAAAACCAGCAAUGUUUUUCUGAACAGUUAUAAUUUUUAAUGUUUUCAAUGAAAUGUAUUUCCGUUAUGUAAUGAUUACCUGCAUUACUGUUCGUAUACUGAAAAUUUGUCGACGCGAUAAUAUUAUUUUCAGUGUUAUAUUGUAAAAACAAAAAAAAAAAAAUCGCAAUAUAUUACCAGUAUCCCUCGUUUUAUAUGUUUUUACAUAACCAUCACUCUAUGUUAUUGAUCAUAUACAAUGUUUGCCGGCGUAAUGACAUUAUAAAUAAUUAUCGAACGAAACUCCUAUUUGUAAUUACAGACGACGUUUUCGUUUAUAGAUCACGAACGUUUUUCCUCCGGAAACCACCCGGAAAUAUCAGAAAAAACUGCUAACGAAAAUUACCUAUUAGACGGUGGUUCGCAACUAAAUAUCAAUAAUAUAUGUAAUAUCAUCGUGUAAUUGAACAUUGUUUUUUUUAUUAAUUUUUUGUUUUAUAUUUCGUUAUUAAUUUGAAUUCUUUUUUGAAAAAGUUUAAUCCUUAAAAUCCUAAAAUAUACAAAAAUAUGUAAAAUAAAAAUAAUAUUAUUUGAUUCAGUUGAACAUGAAUCAAAUUUGCAUCCAGGUCAGUAUUGUAUUGGAUGAACAGAAAAAAUAUGCAAUUUCAUAAACAUCCGAACCCUAGAUAUUGAAAACACCGAUCGGUGUACUUAUGGAAAUGCAUUGUAUUGUAGUGCGAUAACGAAAUAAUGGUGUUUAAGUAAUUAAAUGUUAAUAAUAUACGGUUUUAAGACGACAUUUUCAAACUCCGGAGGUCUACAGGAAUUAAAUGGCAUUUUAUAAAGAUGUUUUGAAAAAUCGUUUCAAUCGCAAUAUUUACAGUCCAAACCGCUGGACACAGAGACAUGCAAUUUUGCGCGUUGUCAUAGUCAUUGUUAAGAGCGGUUGGAGAUUGUCGAAUUGUUUAUUUUUAGUUUUGUGCGGAUAAACAUUUUAUAAUUUAUUUUAAUCAGUGUGUCUUUAGGUUCGAAUUGACGAACAAAUUCGUUGAAAACACGAACAAUAAUAAUCGUAAUUAAUUUCAUAGUUACAAACUACUAAGUGCAAUAUUUUCAACUUAAAUAUCGAUCGGUAUGCGCGCUUAACCGAACUUUACUCAGAAUCGUUUUGUCGUCGCGUACGUAGGACACGAAUUAAACUAGCUAAACUAGUAUACUAUAAUGUGUAUCGAACAUAAUAUGAAUUCAUAUGCGUUUGAAUGGUUUUUUUUAGACAGUCCAAAUAGUAGCCAGAUAAGCUACAAGUUUGAACUAUAGUCCGCAAUAUAGAACUAAAAUACAAAGUUAUAUUUUGCAUAGCUUAUCAUUUUUUGACAUGUACUGCGUAUUUCUGUACGAUUUUUCAUUGCAUAUGAAUGUUUUAUAAAUGCACAGUAUGUAAUAUUUUAGUUAUAUUUAUAUUAUUAGUUUAAAGUAUAAUGAUUGAAAGAAUAAAAAUAAAAUACCUUUUUGUUUUCAUUUUGAAAAUCGUUUAUUUUCGUGCAUAAGUUUUGUUUUAAAAGGUAUAUUUUUACAAAAUAACAGCGUAUUAAAUGCACAUUUCUUAGGUUUUCAAAGCAUAUAAACCCGGGCCCUAAUUAUGAUUUUUAUUUUAUUUUCGAUAUGUUUUAGAGCUGCAACACCGGAACGUAAUAUCUAAUAUUAUUGUAACGUGCAAUAACGAUAUGCAGACACGCGAGGGCGCCAAGGCCAAGGCCGAGGCUGGAACAAGUAUACGAGGAUUACGUUGACGGCAACGGCGACGACGACGACUUGUGGUGUAAUUACCCACUUUGCGGGUACCUGUGGUCGCCUCGCGCGGCGGCGCACCAUUGUCAAUCGUCAGUAACCGUCCGGUGUCGUGCGCGCCAACAUGUUGCACCUGUCCGCCGGUUCGAACAUGAGGGCGUUUCGGUUGCUGGCCGCGGUGGCCGCGCUGUUCGUGCCGUUCGCGGCCGGCGCCAACAUACUGGCGUUCGUGCCGAUGCCGAUGAAAAGUCACUUCGGCGGAUUCCGGCCCAUGUUCGAGGAACUGGCCCGGCGCGGUCACAACAUCACCGUGGUCAGUUCUUUCCCGUCCACCGCCGGCGGCCGGAUCGCCAACUACACGGACGUGGACGUGUCGCCGCCAAAGUUUCCAGGUCGGGUUUUGUUUGCAAUAAUUAUCCCCGGUUUAUAUCCGUAUAAUACGGCCCGGGCGAGGUCGUUGUCGGGGGAUUUUGGAAUUCCGGUCCCGGGGAGCCUCACCCCAGCCCCUGUUUUGCCAGUUAUUGUCCCCUUGAGGUUUCACGAAAUCAAAAAACUUCUAUCAUUUCCAAUACGUAAACAAUUAAACUGGAAUAAAAUGUCCGUCCCGCCGAAAUCCCAAUAAUCGUGUAAUACCUACGUUUUUAUACUUCCAACUUUAAUCGCGCCGCCCAAAAAUGAUUCGUAUAGUUAAAUCAAGUUUACGCCACAAGAUUUUUUUUUAAAUUUUAACCAAUACAUUUUUUAUCGCGGAAAAUACUCUGUUAGUGAGUAAAAUGCUUCGAUUUUUCACGAAGUACCAAAACAAUUUCCACCCAGUAGUACUUUUAAACAUUUUAAAGUAACGUCAACAGUUCACCGUCAAUAAAUCUUACCGCUUCACUAUUAGACAAACGUAUGUAAGACAAAGACAGAACAUCACCGUUUCCAAUCCCCUUAACAAUGACGGAGAAUAUUAUUAGGUUGACGGCCGGCGACGGCGCGCUGUUAGUGCCCAGUUUAACCGGUUAAAAUGUCUAACACCAGAGUGCGUAUACCGACUCCGACAAUUUUCCCCGCAUUUAUACAAUGCAAGCGUAGUAAUAAUUAUCGUAAACAAAGAAAUCCGACGAAUUUUGAUUUCUUCAUGUGAUCAUCAGCACGUAUUAUAAAUUUAAAAUAUUAUAAUAAUGUUUCCAAAAUUAUUUCGCAGCUUGUUUGUGCCUUUGAACCGUGGAGAAUAAACCGAAUAAUAUUCGCAGACAAUACAAAUACAUAUUUUUAUAAAAUUAAAACUUUUAAUGUAUUUAGUGUUAAAUUUUCAAGUAUUUCUCUUAAGUCAUUUAAAUUUAAUGUAAGUAGAUUUUCUUGCAAUUGGUCGUCAUACCAUAACCACCAUGAACAUAGAGCAACAUUAUUAUUAUUUAUUUUCUAUAGAUAAAAAUGCACAGUUUAAAAUGAAAACAAUUUCACCUAUUAUUUAAAAUUGAAACGAUCAUAACUUAAUAUUAUUAUCUAAUUAAUUCAGGAAGUUAAAACCAAAAAAACGUUCAGUACUAUUAAUAGACUUAACCGAAGGUUAUUUCAUUAAUAUAUCUCUAUGUACAAUUACAUAGAAAAUUAAUAAAAACGUGGUUUCAAUAUAAUACCAUGAUGCUUUAAAGGGUUUUAACUCUUUGAAGCGAUUUUUUACCAUGUUUAAAAUGGUUCAAUUGACAUAGAUACCAUAACACCGUUAUCAAUUAUGUAUCUCCGUAAAUAUUAUUUUUUAUUUGUCAUGACGUAAAAAUAAGGUGACCAAUGAAAUAACAUCGAUUUAAAAAAAAAAAAAAAUGUUUGUUAAUAUCCAUUGAAAUUUUAAGAAAGAAAAAAGCCGGGCAACUUCUCACGUGGGUGCAGCCACUGUUGUAGGUGAGAAGUUGGGAAGGUAGUAGAGGGGAAAUUAAAUGUACAUUUGUAAGUAACGAUAAACCAUUGCUAACGAAAAAACAAUUCUGAGCGGAGUUCAGUUGUUAGUGUUGUCAACAAUAAAUAUAAUAUAACAAUAUAUUUUCUUUAAUAAUAUUUGUUUAAUAUUGUAUCUAUUUUCCCGUUUGUCCUACGGUUUUCCCAUGUUUCUUCCCGGUUUUUCUCUAUUUAUUAAAAAAACUUCGGCCUGUAAACACUUACAGGCCUCCUCCCGCCCGUCCGAAACGAUUUUAACUUUCAACCCUCGUUCCCACCAUUUGUAUGCAAAAAUAACAAAAAAUUCGAAAUUAUUUCUAUAAUACAAAAACACAGAGAAAAAUUGCCCAAAUAUGUUUUUUUUGUAAUGAACUUUCUCGAGUCUAUCAAUUCAUUUUAAAUUUGUAAAGAAUGUCAAAAUUCAUUGUCGCAUCGUAAAGUUUUUAUUUACAGUUACAAUACAAAUAUAUUAAUGGCACCAAAAAAUUAUCAAAAAUAUAGAGUGCAUUAAAUUUUGCAUUGUUAUUUUUUUAUAUUAUAACUAUUAAAAAUAGUAUUAAAUAUCAUAACCAGAUGGGUGUGCGCCAAUAGCCCCUUACAUAUUUUUCUAGAAAUUACGCACAACCCUCUCCUCUAUUUUGUAUUGUAAAUUCUUAAGAACGCCACUGUGCUCGAUGACGCAGUAUUAUUACAACAUCCUCACCUGUUAUUAUUAUUACUUUUUUUUUUUUAAGAAUUCGACGUGAUGAAGUUCAUCGACCAGAACUUCUUGAUCACCGUGGUGUCCAAGUGGUCGUUCGCGAACAUGUUGUCGCGCGUGAUGGACCAUCCGAACAUCAAGGAGCUGAUCCGGUCUGAGGCCAACUCGUUCGAUCUGGUCAUGGUCGAAUCGUUUUUCCAGGAGUACACCGUGGCGUUGGGUCACAAGUUCAACGCGCCCGUCGUCAAUCUGGCACCCGCCAUGAUCUGGGCAAGCAUAAGUAAAUGGCUGCAUGUGCCCGCGACGUUCGCGUACGUACCGGACUGUUGCGUGGGCACUACGGACCACAUGGGUUUCGUUGAACGUGUGAAGAACACCGUCACCGGGGUGUUGGAGACGUACGUGGAGGACUACCUGUACGUGCCCAAGAUAAAAGAAAUAAUGAACAGGCAUUUCCGGUACGGCGGAUGGGAGUCGAGACCGGCACUCGAGCAGAUGCUCGGCGACGUUUCCCUGACGCUGAUGAACGCGCAUCACGUGGUUGGCGUGUGCCGCCCGUACCCGCCGGGAGUCAUCGAGGUCGGAGGGAUGCACAUCAGAGAACCGAAACCCUUGCCGCCGGUAAACCAUUUAAUCUGUGGCAGUGACAGACUUAUUAUCAAGACGAGCCCGCUUAGUGCCUGAGGCCAAUGAUUUUUAGGGUGGCCAUAAUUAUUUUAUUUAUUUAUUUCAACAACAACAUCUAUGUAUACCUCAUAUUUAAUAUUUGCAUACUAACAUUAUAAACUAGAGAACCCCCCCCCCCCAAAAAAAAAGAUAGAAAAAAAAAUAAAUAUAGAUUACGGUAUUGAUUGUAAAAACUGAUUUGCGCGGGACGACUUUACUAUCUUUCCGUACUUACAGUUGAACUAUAAAAAUUGCACAGCACACUAAGAAAAGAUUAACUUAUCUACCACUAUCUAAACUUUCAGAGAAAGCGCUACAGUCCAUAAUUUGAAACAAUUUUUCUGGUAGAAAAGUUGUUCACGGGCAGAAAAAAAUACGUGCUCACAUCAUAAUGAGACCAAUAGAUGAUCCCUCUUUACGCUCCGAAUCUAAAAUUAAAUCAAAAAUACACUAAUGUAGUAAAACGUGCAAUACAUUCCUCGUUGCACUCAGAAUCUAAAAUGAAUACAUGUAGACUAUUUAAUAUUGUUAAAAAAAUAAUACUCAUUAUGCUCAUCAAAUUAUAAGGUGGGACAAGAUAUUUCAGGGUGGGCCCGAACUCCACCUUAGCAUUCCCUUGAUGCUACUAGAGGAUUUUAUAACACAGUCUCGUUGCUAGUGGGUGCCUUGAAUAGCGAUCAUUUUUAAGGAGUUUAGUAUAGGUAAUUUCAAUCGUUAUGAUAAUAUCGUAUUGUACAUUAUGUAUUUGUAUUAUCAUUCCGUUUUAUUAUUAUGUUUGUUUCAAUUUUUCAUUAAAUUUGUUUUAUAAUAUUUGGAAAAAAAUAUAUAAACACGCAUGGUUUUGGCCUAAAGCAACAUUUGGACGGAAGUACGGUUCUUUUUUUAAAGAAAAUGGACAAUGAUGGAAAAUGGCAUUGCAUUUUUGAUAUGGAAAUGGUCCUGCUUUAAUAUCAUUGUUCCCGAAAAUUGUGUGGUUUUUUUUUCAUAAUAUUAUGUAUUUUCGCGAUUUUUUUUCAGGACUUACUGGAUUACGUCGAGUCGGCUUCUCACGGUGUCGUCUAUUUUAGUUUCGGUUCGUUAGUGAAUUUAUCUUCAUUGCCCGAAACGAAAUUGAAUAUUUUUCUCCGAGUCAUUGGCGAGUUAAAACAAAAAGUAAUCAUGAAAUGGUCGCCGGGAAAAUCGGUGAAAUUACCGGCAAACUUACGGAUCGGUUCGUGGUUGCCCCAGAUGGAUAUUUUAGGUGAUACUAAACUGGACGUGUUUUUUUUAAAAAAAAAAUUAAUUUUUAUCAUAAUUUUAUUAUAAUAACAUUUUCAAUUCGGAUUUCCGCAGCUCAUCCGAACGUCAAGUUGUUCGUCACUCACGGCGGUUUAAACAGCAUCGAAGAAGCUGUGUAUAACGCGAAACCCGUUGUGGGCAUUCCGUUUUUUGCCGAUCAGCUUUCCAACUUGAAAUACGUCGAGAAAAACGGUUUCGGGAAAAUGUUACCGUUCUCAAAUCUGACCGCGAUAUCGUUCCGUAACGCUAUAGAAGACAUACUUACCGAUCCAAAGUACGUACAACUGUUGUUUUUUUUUUCAAUUCUAAUCUAAUUCCUAGGACUGGUCGAAUGAUUGAUAUUUUUCUCUCAGUCUCGCGACAGUCUAUCCCUAUAGCUUCUUAGUUACAUUAAAACUCCGCGUAUGUAUUGAUUCCGUUGUCUUCCGAUAUUUGCUUCACGAACAGCGCCCUUGGUCUUCUUUUAUCUGUUCCACCAUCAAUAUUCUCCAUUCACCCGGGCUGUGAAUUUGAAUGACGGACUGAGAACUAUUGAAUAGGUACACAUUGUGUACACAAAAUACACCUGAUACGACUGAUAGGUAGUUGCGUGAUGUAUUUUUACACGAAUUACCCAUUUCAUAAGCCCUACUCAUCUACCCAUUAACAAUAUCCCCGCCCCAUCAUACAUUUUCUGUUUUAAAAUUGAUCGAACCGGUACAGUCGAAAACACUUUAAGCGAUUAUUUUUCAAUGGACGCCUAAUCUUAGAUAUUUCAUUUUGAAGGAUAUCUGUAUACUUUUUCUGUUUAAUGUUUUUUCGAACGAAGUAUCGCGUUAGCAUAAUCGCGACUUUUAGAGUCGCGAUAUUUUAGUCGAAAAGGAAUAGUUGAAUAUUUUCAAGGUGAUGGAUUUUGUUAUUUUCUUUUAGGUUUGAAGAGAUGGCAGCCGUCCGGAGUCGGAUGUUCCGGGAUCAACCGAUGAAACCAUUGGACCGAGCAGUAUAUUGGAUAGAGUACGUUGUCCGACACGGCGGAGCUAAACAUUUGAAAAGCGACUCGAUAGGACUCAACGACGCCCAGUAUUUUUUGUUGGACUUUACGGCAGUUAUGGCGUCACUGGCGGCGGUAUUCAGUUGGUUGUGUUACUGGAGUGCGGCCAGGAUAUCGUCGAAAUGUAUAAAAUGA